Molecule: messenger RNA, 231 nt
Organism: Colletotrichum lupini
Lineage: Eukaryota; Fungi; Ascomycota; Sordariomycetes; Glomerellales; Glomerellaceae
Exons: 3
Coding region: 1-231 (76 amino acids)
Source: RefSeq, a predicted model, not a curated record
AUGCAAAAAGACAAAAGAAACCAGGUGAACUCUCUCUGGCGUCUGCGCAAUGGCAGGCAGAGGGAGAAAGGUCUUGGUGGCGAAGUCUAUCUUAUCGCCUCCCUCUUUAUAAUUGCUCCCCGCGAUCUCCCGUCCUCCCCCAGGUUUCCCUCCUUUCCCAAGGACAUAGCUCCAGACACGACACUGUUCGACUCGACCUUGACGUUCCCCUUACCGGUCGUGAUCUCUUAG